GCCUGCUUCGCCUUCUUCGCCGCCUUCGCCUCCGCCGCCAGCGCCACGCGCGCCGCGGGAGCCCCGCCGCGGAGGCUCGGCGCCGACCCCGCGGAGGCGAAGGCCACGUCGAGCAGCGCGCCGGCGGCCGCCGCUGCGGCCACGCAGGCGAGCAGCGGCAGGGAUCGGCCGCGCGAGAAGGCCAUGGCUGGAAUGCGUUCCAGGAUACGGUCAACCCGUAUAGGGAGGAUGCGCGGUACGGAUCUUCGUCGUGGGGUGGGCGGGUGCUGAGGGGGCUAGCUCGGAGGCGGCACCAGGUGAAUCACCAGUGGCACCCUUUGAGCGAGCCGUGGCAGACAGGGCGGCUCGUCCGCGCGGGAGGCGGUGACCCCGUCCUCAGGCCCGCGUCGUCAGGCCCAGCGGUGGAUCAGCUUCCACCCGUGCGCCUUCCUGACGCCAGGCCCCGCGUGGCGGCCCUGGCUGCCGCGCUCGCCGCCACCGCCGUGGCUG
Molecule: messenger RNA, 489 nt
Organism: Prorocentrum cordatum
Lineage: Eukaryota; Dinophyceae; Prorocentrales; Prorocentraceae
Source: the annotation of a GenBank genome assembly